CAAUACAGGUUUUUCCAUAGACCACUGACGUGUUACUAAUCAGUACACUUUGCUCGAGAUCUUCACCAGGAUGGGACGUCAAUCAAACUACGGUCGUCGUCGCACUUUCUUCGCUGUUCUUGUUCUUGUCUGUCUGUCUAGCGGUAGAGAUGGAAGGCGAGGGAGACUCGUGUCCGAAGCAGAUGUCGAACAGCAACGUCAACAACAUCACGGUGGUGGCUCCGUCCGGACCGAAGGGCGACACGGGCUCGCCGGGCCCACCGGGCGGUCAGGGGGAGAAGGGAGAGGCGGGCCGUCCGGGGAAGCUGGGGCCGUACGGACCGGAGGGACAGAAAGGUGACAAGGGGUCCCCGGGACAGAAAGGCAGCCGAGGCGCUGAGGCGUUUGGCGGCGGGGCUGUUUACAUCCGCUGGGGGCGGACGUCGUGUGAGGAAGGUACGGGCACGGAAACGGUGUACUCUGGGCUCGCUGGCGGAACGCUCUACAGCCAGACGGGAGGAGGCAGCAACUAUCAGUGCCUUCCCGCAGACCCGGAGUGGGGUGCAUACAUCGACGGGGUCCAGGGAAGCAAGUCCUACAUGUACGGCGCGGAGUAUGAGAUCAACCCAAACGCGCCGGCGUACGACCGGGCUACCCUGCACGACCGUGACGUGCCCUGCGCCGUCUGCUACAGUCUCUCCCGCCGCUCACAGCUGAUGAUCCCCGCCCGCACCACCUGUCCGGACGGCUGGACACGGGAGUACGGAGGCUACCUGAUGGCGGCGUAUCACGGUCACGCCGCCCGCUCGGUGUUUGUCUGCAUGGACGGGGAGCCAGAGGUGUUACCCGGGGGAGAGCGGGACCAGAACGGCGCGCUGUUCUACCUUGUGGAGGCCCGCUGCGGCGCGCUGCCCUGUCCGCCGUACGUCGAGGGGAGAGAGCUGCCGUGCGUCGUCUGCACAAAAUAAACAUGCUAUACGCAACUGUGAAUGUGCUGCAACUAGAAGAUGAUUUUCAAAGCAUAAUCAAUGACGUGGUGGGAAACUUCAUUCUUCACUGAGUUUUGGUUGACGUUUGAUUCUUUCGAAGAAAAACAGCAACAGCCUCAACAACCCAACGGUUUUAUUGCGUUACCUCUCAUAAGAAUAAAAUACUUCUGUAUAGAAUAGCGGAAGGCAAGAAUGAUAUGAUACGUAAAUUUGUAAUUUUGCAAAUAUAACAAAACAAUGUAGUGCACAUGAAAACAAGAGGGGAAAAGUCGUUGAACUGUUUUGUUGCACAAAAGAUAUAGAGACCCGAUAGAGUAUUACAUGGCCGACAUCAACAGGUGGUUGUAAUGAUACAAACUUUCAGACAGGCGGCGCUGCUAUACAUGCUACAUCCGGACGUUUGUUAUGCUCUGCAAAAGAAUCCUACUUCGACAUCUUGUAAGACAGGUGUAAAGCGUAUAGCUCUUAAUCAUUAAAUGGUGGAUUUAGUACUACAUGUACCAUUGAUUGCUGCCAGUUGAUGUCAAAUUCGGUGGCCGGUGCACACCACGUGGCCGACUACGACUUCUUGCAUGCGAAUUACAGUUGACUUUUGGUACGCACUCAGUUUCUAGUAUCCUGGCAGAUUAUAAGCGCCACAUAGCUGGUGUACUGCAAAGCAAGCCAUGAAUAAGUUUUCCGCUGGCGUCGGCAACUUUGGCUGUAAACAUGUCUC
This is a messenger RNA of Branchiostoma belcheri (Belcher's lancelet), 1683 nucleotides long. RefSeq names its product short-chain collagen C4-like. The coding region runs from base 150 to 947 and encodes 265 amino acids. The record is from RefSeq and is a predicted model, not a curated record. The transcript has a single exon. NCBI's taxonomy places the organism in Eukaryota, Metazoa, Chordata, Leptocardii, Amphioxiformes, Branchiostomatidae.